GGUCUUUCCUCCUUUCCUCCAGCCCCUGGGAGUCCAGCCUCCCAUCCCCAGUCCCAGGCGCUGGGGUCAGUCCCACAGCUCAGAGGGGACACCUCCACUUCGCAUUGGUGGCAAGGAGACAGGAGGUCCAGACCUUUUCAUCUUGGGGCCUGUGGUGGGCAGCCAGAUGCAGGCACAGUGAGGAGGGGUGGCCAGGAGACGGGGGGAGCUGGGCUGGCUGGUGGUUCAGGGGUCCUCAGGUCCAGCUUCCCCUUCCCCUACCACCCGCAGGCGAAACCUUCCUGCACUGCUUUUGCUGGUGGGCCGCAGACCCCGCCUGACCUGCCGUUGGCCUGUCCCCUCCCAAAGCGGCCCAGCUGGACCCUGCUCCUCCGUGAGGACACUGCUCUGGCCUGCUGCUGCCACACCCCUCCCGAGAGUUCUCGAGACUCAAGGGAGUCUUGUUGGGCCAGCCAAGUCCAAAUGCAGGUCACCUGCCUUCUACGCCCUCAGCAGCCCUGGCACCGAGCUACAGAAACAAUUAUCUGGAUCAUCUUUAUGGGGCUUACGCUUGGGUGGGAGCAGAUGGGAUGUGAGCUGGGGAUUUGGGGCUGGGUACCAUGCCCCCCCACAUCCCAGUCUGUUAUAAAGCCUUGUCUGGCCCAUGGACCAUGAUGGACCAGGAAGGGAAAGUGGAUGAGGGCUCAGUCCCCUGCAUCAAGGCGGGCUCCCCGGACCAGGAGGGCUUCUUCAACCUGCUGAGCCACGUGCAGGGGGACCGGAUGGAGGAGCAGCGCUGCUCUCUGCAGGCAGGGCCAAGCCCGACCUCCGAGCACCAUAGCGUCCCCGCACCAGAGAUGGACAAUCUCAUGGACAUGCUGGCCAAUACCCAGAGCCGCCGCAUGGAUGACCAGCGUGUGACAGCCAGCGCCCUGCCUGGCUUCCAGCCCAUAGGUCCCAAGGACAGAGUGCAGAAACGAGCCGGGACCCUUAGCCCCCAGCCCCUCCUCACCCCUCAAGACCCGACUGCUCUCAGCUUCCGUCGGAACAGCAGCCCCCAGCCCCAGACACAAGCCCCCUGAGGGCCUGAGCCGCUCUGGACCCCACUCAGCCCUUGAAAGCACACAAUAAAACACUUCCACGAGCAACAAGGAACUGCGUGUGUGUU
This is a messenger RNA of Manis pentadactyla (Chinese pangolin), 1147 nucleotides long. RefSeq names its product Purkinje cell protein 2 (gene PCP2). The coding region runs from base 600 to 1061 and encodes 153 amino acids. Gene Ontology annotation, molecular function: protein binding; guanyl-nucleotide exchange factor activity. The record is from RefSeq and is a predicted model, not a curated record. Lineage: Eukaryota; Metazoa; Chordata; Mammalia; Pholidota; Manidae. The transcript has 4 exons.